Messenger RNA from Daphnia pulex (common water flea), 5883 nucleotides. RefSeq lists its product as uncharacterized. The record is from RefSeq and is a predicted model, not a curated record. Bases 3157 to 5565 code for a protein of 802 amino acids. Gene Ontology annotation, molecular function: protein binding. NCBI's taxonomy places the organism in Eukaryota, Metazoa, Arthropoda, Branchiopoda, Diplostraca, Daphniidae. The transcript has 3 exons.
GCAUUAUUUGGUUGUUGUAUCUCAAAAACUAGAACGAAAGGAAGUCGCACAGUCUCUGCGUUGACAACAAAAAGUUCAGAUUAUAGAAAACGGUUGAGUGGGGACAUCGCCAUAUAUCCGCCUCUUUACAAAUCCUGACUUUAAAACAAGCAAAUAAUUGCAUUGAUAGUUUUCCCCGUUGGGCGGCUCACAUUCCGUCGAACGCGCAUUUUGAUGAAAUCACAUCGAAGCGACCAAUAUAAGAAUAAUCAAAGAAAUAAAAAUGUCUUCUGCUUCAGGCGACCUUGCCAUGGGAAAAAAGUUCAUUAAAAAACUGCUCUACGUACAGGAUGUGAGUACGGAAGUCGACAUCGUCAGUGAAAUACCGGAAUUAUUUCUUCAAUAUUUCGGUCACCAAGAUGACGACGGAAAAGUGUAUGAUUUGAAUUUCGCCCAGUAUUUAAAGAGUUCAAAGUCCAAUGUGCAAAUUCUGAAACCGUUGUUGCAAGACAUUGUCAGAUGGGUUUGGGUCUACUCCAAUCCUCUUACAUCUAGUGUGCAAUCAAACAACAUCGCCAUUCAUGCUUUCGUCAUUUUCAGAACGGAAAACUCGACUGACGGUAGCCGUACGUGGUGGUCUCUCGAAAAAAAUGGCAUUUACAUUAUUCUGCGUCAAUCGUCGCCAAAACAACCGACUGAAUCGAAUGUGUUGAAUCAAUUUACCGACUCUGAAGGAUCUGAAAUGAUUAAAUACGUGUACGACGUGCACAAGAAAAGUCUCGUGCUCAGACUCGAGCCGACGAAAGCCUUGGCAAGUGCUGUAGGCAAUCACGCAGCGCUCUCCACUUUAUUGGCGGCUCUAUUCUAUACGAGUCAAGUGAGCAAACCGUACAAUCUCCUUACUGCAAACUGUCAAAAUUUCGCAUCGUUCGUAUUCGAAAGGGCUAAUGGAGAAGGGAAAAUGUGGUCGACUGUAACAAGUGGUCUAGUUGAUAAAUUUAAACACACCAUCCAGAAAGCUGCUGGCUCCGCAUUCGACCCAGAUGCAAUCAAGUACAGUCACAUUCUAAAUUGCGAUAAAAUGGAUUGUUAUAAAGCGAUCAUCGAUAAUGAUUUCGCGGAAUUCACACGUCUAGUGGAGAAAUUUACAACAGACUUUAACAGUGCCGACUCUCAAGGCUAUACCCUCCUCGAAUGGGUCCAAGCUUUUUCUAGAAAAGAUAUGGAAGACUACUUGACGGAGGAGAAAAAUGCCACCAGUAAUAAUUUGUCGGAUCAAAAUGUUCGCUACAUUAUUUUACAGUAUCUCAAUUCAAACGAAGAAUUUGAUUUUAGUGGAACUAUUAAUGGCAGCGGGGUGGUGAAUCCAACGAACGGCACGGUUCUGCAUUUGGCUUUGUACGGAGAAAAAUGGGCAGUCGUUGAGAAGAUUCUAGAUGAAUGGGAUGGUGACAUCAAUACCACCAAUUCUCUUGGUGAGACCCCACUUCAUUUAGCUACUAAACUUAAAUGUCGAAAUAAACUAUUUAGCACAACUUCUAAGUAAGGCAAACUCAGAAAUAGGAGUUGAUCUAGUGGAUGUGCGCGGUUCAACUCCUUUACACUGGGCACUAUCCGAAAGAUCACCGUCGAAAUUUAAAAUCAAAAUGUUAUUGGAAAAGAGUGAAAACCUGAAUCAAACAGACUCGAAUGGAAAUACUCCUCUCCACUACAUACUGAGUUCCGAAUUCAAAUCUAUUGCAAAGAUGCUGUUGAAACACAUAAAAAGGAAGAAUAUGGAAAAUUCGUUGGAUGUCAACAGCGUGGGUGCCGGCGGAAUGACAGCACUGCAUUAUGCCGCCAAUUGGCCGAGUAUUCCAGUUGAACUAUUCGAGUUCAUUCUGAAAAAAUCCAACGAUGUCAACGCAACGACCGUUUCGAAUAGUACCGCCCUUCACUUCGCAUUAGCCAAAAAAUCAGAAACCGCAAUUCAACUACUGCUGAAUCAUGAUGCUGUUGAUGUCAACAUAAAGGGCAACAGUGGAGAAAUUGCACUACACUACAUAGCCUGUUGGUCCGAUUUCACCGAUGACAUUUUCACGCGAAUUCUACAAAAAACCACCGAUGUCAACGCAACAGAUAACCACGGAAAUACUGCUCUCCAAUUUGCGUUGUUGAGAAAAUCAAAGAAAGCAACCAAGAUCCUGCUGAGUUAUCUGGAAAAUCGUGAAGAUGGAAAUCGUGAGCCUGUGAACGUCAACAUCGCGAAUGAAAUCCAUUUUACAGCCUUACACUGCGCCUGCAGGUGGCCAAAUAUACCAGUUGAUCUAUUCAAUCUGAUUCUAGAUAAGACAUCGCGCGACAAUGAGCACAAUCGCACUGCUCUAUUCUGCGCGCUGAAUUCAAAAUCAAAGAUAGCAACCACAAAGUUGCUAAAGGAGAGUGACUAUUUUGUUGACGUACGCAUCCGGAAUAGAAGCAACCAGACACAACUCCACAUUGCCGCUUCUUGGCCAGAAAUUCCAGUCGAUUUGUUGGAUUUUAUUAUUGACAAAUUUAUUGAUGUCGUCAAUGAAAUGGACGUUGACGGGAAAACUGCUCUCGACAUAGCAUUAGAUUUCAAAUCGAAGAAUGCAGAGAGCAGAUUAAGAAGAGCACAGCGAGCACAGCAGAUGUAGAACAAAAUAAAAAAUACUAAAUUUCAAAUUUCAAACUUUUAUCCAUCCUUAUAGUGUACGCUGAAUUGCGAAAUGAGAGUGCGCACGUAAUUCGUGAUAGAUUAACUCAACAUUCUUUCUUCAAAUUAAUAAAUUUCCCCGGGGUAUUUUUUGUUAUCAUCUGUGACAACAAUCGACUUAAAAAUCAUUAUCUCAUCUUUGGUCAGCUUCAAUCGUCAUCACGUAGUACCAUCCUGACUAAUACGAAAAUCAAUCAUAAAAUAUUUUAAAGGUGUAGCAAGUUCUGGUUUUAUCUGCGUUUUUUUUUUUUUUUUUUAAUAUUAAACUUUUAGGCUACGGCUACAUUGUGAUAAAGGUGUGAUCAAGGUCCCACGCCAAAAGAUAAUAUUUUAUUGUGAUAUAUUACAUUGUUGGUAAUUAGGUUGGCGUCAGUUCGUUUCCUGCGUUUCUGACACAAUGGCUACGUUAACGACACUCAUCCACUUCCCCAGGACAAAAGUCAAAAUAUAAGUUACCCAACAUGGAAAUAAGCUUCGUAGCUUUUCCAAACAUCACCACCAACUCGGUGCAUCUAUCAUAUUUUAAAAAUAAGAAAGAAGAAGAACUGUUGGCACUAUGCGCCAACCCAGUAGCCACCAGAGGCAGAAUAGAGCGACUGAUUCACCUCGUCCAGGACCUCGACGUUGACAUUAACUGCGUCGACGUCGAUGGAAACAAUCCGUUACUGCUGCUGUGUCGGACGAAUCGAUGCAACGAUCUUUUCCCUUGCAUUCAGUCUCUGCUAUUAUUGUGUCAACGACAAAUCAACAUUAACCAUCGAAAUCUGAAGGGAUGGAACGCUCUCUUGCUACUCUGUCGCUAUCACGCCGACGAGAAUCUUCUUGACCUCUUCCGCUUGUUGAUUCAGCACGGAAUUGAUUUAAAUGCCAAGAACGACGACGGAUGCAAUGCCUUGUUGCUUCUGAGUCGCUACUAUAACAACGAGAAUUUACUUGAAAUCUUGAGCUUGUUGUUCCAGCAUAGUAUCAAUUUCGAUGUCAACUGCCGGACCGAUUUCGGAAGCAAUUCUCUGAGUUUAUUGGUCCGCUAUUACAGUCACGAGAAUUUGCCAGACGUUAUCCGCUUGCUCAUUUCCCACGGGAUCAACGUCAAUUCGAAAAACAACAAUAUGCGCACCCCCUUGAUUAUCCUGUGCUGCUUCCGCGGGUCUAAAGACCUCAUCGACUGCGUCCGGCUCUUGAUCGAGAACAGAGCGGACGUCAAUUGUGCAGACAGCGGGGGCUGGAACGCCCUGCAAUUCAUCUGCAGCAACUAUUGCAGAGAAAACGUGAUCGAAAUCGUUCGCUGUCUCUCGGCCGUUCCUUCCAAUGCAAAGAUUAUCGGCUGGAGAACCAAAAGCGGAAUUACGACGUUGGAAGCAUUUUCACGAAACUGGAGCGGGAGGCUCCACUCUUUAUUGGGCGAGCUCUCGUCCGGUAUCCGCUUACGUUUAGACAUGCAGUCAAUGGGACGAAUAAUUCUGAAUGCAUCGUUGUUAGGUUGUCCUCAUUCCGUCAAGAAGUUGAUGCUCUAUUUGCCAGCUGUUCCCGUUGACGUUAAUUAUAAAACCCCAUUCGAUUACAUGGAAGAAGUAGCUACCCAAUCGUUCAGCCUGUGCAAAGAGUGUUGUCAAGACGACGAGGAUCUUAGUCAAGAUUAUAUAAUCGAACUUCGAGACAUGUUAGAAUUUGUGCCUCGGUUUUUCGUCCAAUCGCCUCAUAAGAAAAAAGGGAUUUUUUAUAAUAAAGUUACUUAUAACGACAUUUGCACUUAUCGGUACGAAAGUCGACCCAGGCACAUUUGGGUUCCGUCUUAUCAAAAGUGGCUCAGUCUCUUGUCUGCUUGGCACGACAGCAACACCAUCUCGAUGAAGAAAAUCAACGACUACCUGGACAAACAUUCUCACCCGAACUACGACCACCAUAACCAUAACUUUUGUAAAUGGUGUCAAGUAAGCCGAGAUGUUGACGCUUAUCUGAUAAGGCUCCUGCAUAAAAUCAAAGAAAUCGACCCACUUUUCGAGAUCGAACGGUAUUACAUGUGCGGAAGUUCUUCUGAAAAGACGGACGUUUUUCUGCCUUGUGAAUUCGAUAAGGUUGUCGUUCUUAAACAUUUCCGCCAGUCAGCCCCAAACUGUAAACAAGUCGUCUACGCUGGAACGUGUCGUGAAGCGGAUUCUUCACUAGAGGCUGACGAACCGAUUAAUUCCAGUAGUUUACUUCGCCACUUUACCCAAUUAGUGGACACGGCUAAAGAUAGUGUUUCUAGUGUCCACGUCUUUGGGCCAAUAGUCGGGUACGGUGAAACCUGCGUGACUAUCCAUUUCCUGUACAGAGGUCGAUAUCCACCAGCCAUGAAAGCCAGCGUCGAUAUCACCGUGGCCGUCGACUUCUGCAAAGAGCAAUCCAAUAAUGUAACGGCCAUAUUUCCCAAAUGGUGCUCAAUCCCUCGUCACAUGCCCGCCUUUCUCGUUCCUUACCGUCGCACUGCAGGCAGCCAUUGGCAGAUAACUUAUCCAACCGUGGAAAGGGAUUUGUUGCUAAGCGCUGGAGAAUGUGUGGCCAGGGUCUAUCAGCUCCUCAAGCUUUUAUUUUCGCUUCAAGCCCAUAAGGCGAAGCAGGACAGAAAGUUAGAUAUUCCGAGAAAAAUUUGUCCGUCUUCUUACGCUAUCAAGACUUGUUUGAUUGAGUAUUUAGUUUUCCACAGCCCGCCACCUUGGGAAUCAAAAGAUACCAUUCGACACGCUAUCGGUGUAUUGAAGCAGUUCCCAAUGAACUCUUCGGAGAUGAAAUCUUUUUUUGAUAACAGCAUGUUUGUCUACGAAAUUUCUGAGAAAAGUAGAAAUUUCGUUUCGGAAGUUAUCUCCAAGUUGCUAAAAAUGGAAAUUUAACUCACCUGUCCAAAUAAAACCCAUAUUCUACAGUUUCUGUGAAUUGAAAUAUACAUUUCGGAUUUUUUUUUCAUUAACUUGGUAAUUAAAUUUUAAUGAAAAUGGUUUCUCUUCAAUUGAUUACUUUAAAACUAUUUCUCCGUCGACCCGGCACAAGGCGAUCCAUCGCGAUAUACGAUAUACAUCGCGAUUAUGCCAAAGAUUAUGCAACCAAUUGAACUGUAUAAAAUAACAAUUGUAUUUUCUCUCAUUUCAAUAUCAACACUAUUUGAUUUAUGCACAAUUUAAGAAAAAAUGUACUGAAUUGUUCCGCAUUAA